Molecule: messenger RNA, 1165 nt
Organism: Gopherus flavomarginatus (Mexican gopher tortoise)
Lineage: Eukaryota; Metazoa; Chordata; Testudines; Testudinidae
Gene: EEF1AKMT3
Product: EEF1A lysine methyltransferase 3
Exons: 3
Coding region: 1-738 (245 amino acids)
Biological process (GO): peptidyl-lysine methylation
Cellular component (GO): cytosol; cytoplasm
Molecular function (GO): protein-lysine N-methyltransferase activity
Source: RefSeq, a predicted model, not a curated record
AUGGCUGCGUCCAGGCAGCCGCUUUUUUGCCACGUGGAGUUCAGCGGGGCGGUGGCUGUCCGGGAGCCGCCGGAGGCCGCUCCCGCGGGGCUGGAGGCCGUGUUCCCCAGGGAGGUCGGGCUCUUCGCUGACACCUUCCCCGAGGAGACCCGCUACUGCUUCUGCGGCCACGUGUUAACCAUCGCCCAGCACCACGGGGCCCGGCUCGGGGUGGCAGCGCCCGUCUGGGAGGCGGCUCUAACUCUGUGUAAAUAUUUUGAGAAGCAGAAGCUCAACUUCUGGGGCAAGAAGGUGAUUGAGCUGGGCGCUGGGACAGGCAUCGUGGGCAUACUUGCCACUCUGCUUGGAGGAGAUGUAACCAUCACAGAUCUCCCUCUGGCUUUGGAGCAGAUACAGGAGAAUGUCCAUAGGAAUGUCCCUGCAGCGCAUUCAGCUCGGGCCAGAGUUUGUGCUCUGUCUUGGGGUCUGGACCAUGAGGAGUUCCUGAGAGAUUACGACUUCAUCCUGGGUGCAGACAUAGUUUAUCUGAAAGACACGUACCCCUUACUAAUAAGGACCCUCCGGCACCUCUGUGGCCCCCAUUCAACCAUCUACCUGUCUUCCAAAAUGCGGCAGGAGCACAGCACGGCUGUGUUCUACGAGGCGCUGCUCCCACUGCACUUCGCUUCAGAACUGGCCUAUAGGGAUGAAAAUGAGAACAUUAACAUCUAUAGAGUCACCAGCAAGCAGAAUAGCUGAGGUUAGGGUGGACCUUUCUCCCUGGCUGGAAUGGUGCUGACUCUGCCAAGUUGAGAGUGCAGGGGGCCAGAUUCCUUCUUUCUGCCACCAAUAUGGACCGGUGGUGGUGGUGGUGGUGCUAACAACCACCUGGGGAGAGAAGCUGGGUUUUAGCUUUUCCCCAGAGCUGGAGACAGUUUCUUGCCAUCAGUGGAAGUUCUAAAGGCAAAGAUCUUUAAGAGGAUGGCUGUUUUAGGCCCAUCCCUGGAACCCUGGCCUUCCAAGCCAAAAGGUCUUCUGCCACUGAAGUACACCAAGUGACUUGAAACAACCACCAAGAGCAUUAAAUGUCUCUAAGAGACACCAUGGUGCCUUGUUCCUAUAAUUUGGGUAAAUAUAUUUUUUCAUAACUUUUCAUAUUUAAAUUAAAGGUGGAUUUCAUGUGUCA